AUGGCCAUUUCCAGCACUUCCCCAGCACCUAACAAUGGUUUGGAUGCAUUUUUGGAUGCAUCACAUGAUGCAGAGCUCCCUGUCACACUGGGUCACAUCACCAUUGCUUCCUCAGCACCUGAUGCUGGCUCUGGUGCAUUUUUAGCCACAUCAUGCAACACUCUGGGCCAUGUCACCAGGCAGGAGCCCAGACCUACUGUUGACUGGAAUGUGUAA
Molecule: messenger RNA, 216 nt
Organism: Suillus paluster
Lineage: Eukaryota; Fungi; Basidiomycota; Agaricomycetes; Boletales; Suillaceae
Exons: 3
Coding region: 1-216 (71 amino acids)
Source: RefSeq, a predicted model, not a curated record